AUGCUCUACAGCUUCCCGACCUCUGCCAAAUACGUCGCGAAUGAUAUCUGGGAGCUCAUGGAGGUACAGGUACUGGUGCGGGAGCCGGUGCGGGAGCCGGUGCGGGAGCCGGUGCGGGAGCCGGUGCGGGAGCCGGUGCGGGAGCCGGUGCGGGAGCCGGUGCGGGAGCCGGUGCGGUAA
This is a messenger RNA of Phialemonium atrogriseum, 180 nucleotides long. RefSeq lists its product as uncharacterized. The transcript has 2 exons. Lineage: Eukaryota; Fungi; Ascomycota; Sordariomycetes; Cephalothecales; Cephalothecaceae. The coding region runs from base 1 to 180 and encodes 59 amino acids. The record is from RefSeq and is a predicted model, not a curated record.